Periconia digitata is the source of this 729-nucleotide messenger RNA. NCBI's taxonomy places the organism in Eukaryota, Fungi, Ascomycota, Dothideomycetes, Pleosporales, Periconiaceae. The record is from the annotation of a GenBank genome assembly.
UUUGCUGAUUGCAUCUCUCGGGUGGCUUCGCCUCGCGCAGAUCAAGAUUCCAAUUCGCGGUCCGCUGCAGUCAAAUCGGUCCCGAGCCAUUCCCAAGCGGUGCCAGAGCUUUAAUAGGAGCUGCGGAUUAUAUGCCGCAACCACUCUACGGUUCCAACCUGUAUUGACCGGCGUCAUCGUUCGCCGCGCCAGGCUUAUAACCACUGAUGCCUCUGCUUCUUGCUUUUACCAUCUCUCCGCUUUCCGGCCGGCAUUCCGGUCUGGCUGUGGCCAACUCUGUAUACCCGUUGGUAUUCGCAUUUGCACUCGCAUUGCCCCCCUCCGUGCCGACACCUGGGUAGCUAUCUCUCACUCAUGGAUCCUACCAGGAGCAGCUUGUCCAACCGAACCGGCUGCUGCUCUGAUGCUGUUCCGCCAUCCAAUGUAUGCUUCUACCCGAACUCGCCACACGCCCACGCCCACAUUUCUUCUCCAUUGUUAUUAGCAUUGCUAUCCUUAGCUGCGACCGUGAUAUCCACAUGGGACCAUGGUGUGAUUGGCCCAACACUCCAAACCUCUUGCACCUCUGCACACUUUUGUAUCCAGCUCUCCCUUCCCAACCCUUUCCUUCCUGUCCAUUCCGCAUCUUGCUCGGGGGGCCUUCAUUAUUUGCGGCUCAAGCCUUCAACCUUACCAGAGCUGUUUUCGUGCAUACACUACAGCCGGCUCCACACCUGCUAGCUAGCUAUC